GGAAUUUUAUGUUUCUGUCAAAGAGGAAACAAAUCGUCUUUGUUUUGAAACUUUUAUUUUCAUCGCGUAAUGUACAGGUAAAAACGAAAAAAAGGAUAUAAACUCAGGUACGAAAAACACUGCCGAUGAUUUCAGCAUUUUGUGUAGGUGUCCCAAAUACGGAUUGUUUGGAAGGAAGUCCGAUGAUACGACGUGUGUGUUGCUAUAGCAAGUAAAUAUCUGUGCCAAAUCAGUAACCAGUUGUAUGUAGAAAAAAUACAGCUCAAGGGCAUACAUAACUACGCGGAGUGGGUGACGCACUAUAAACGGUUUUAUCAACAAUAUUGUUAUUGGUUUUUCAAUUUUCCAAAAUUCUACGUUUUUUCGUUGAGCUCUGCUAUUUCAGCAGCUGGUGGAUUAACCUAAUCACUUUCGCAUUCAGUGUUUGCCUCAUCUGUUGCCUAAUAGUGUUAGCAACGGAGUACAUUUGGCUGCGGCGGCAUCCCGACGAACUGUUCCGAAACAGCGAGAGUGCGUACUACUUGCGUUUGCAGACUAUCGCAAAAAUAGAUCGUCUAGUUGCAAUUUAUGCUAAUGUAUCACGCAAAAUGGAUAGCGUAUUCGAAGCAUACUUAGGUCCAGAUGGCGUAUUGGCGGGUGCUGUGGCUGGCGCUGUCGGUGAACCUGAUGAUAUACCAAAAACGAACACCACCGUUUGGGUGUUAGGCAAACGCUACAAUGCUAUACAAGAACUUGAUUUAAUACGCCGAGACAUACAAUCACGUCUAUGGUGCACAUAUCGCCGCGGUUUCGUGCCACUUGGCGCGCCACAAUUGACUACCGACAAAGGCUGGGGCUGCACGUUGCGUUGUGGACAAAUGAUUUUGGCACAGGCCUUAAUUGAUUUGCAUCUUGGCCGCGAAUGGUUUUGGACACCAGAGAUACGCGAUGCAACGUAUUUGAAAAUAGUCAAUAGAUUCGAGGAUUCACGCAAAAGUUACUUCUCUAUACAUCAGAUUGCUUUAAUGGGCGAUUCGGAGGAUAAAAAAGUUGGCCAGUGGUUUGGCCCGAAUACAGUGGCGCAGGUGUUAAAAAAACUAGUGCGCUACGACGACUGGUGCUCAAUUGUUAUACAUGUGGCUAUGGACAACACAAUAGUGACUGACGAUAUAUAUUCACUAUGCCUUGAAAAUCCAAGUAAUGAUGAAACUUGGAAACCUCUAUUACUCAUCAUUCCACUGCGUUUGGGUCUCAGUGAUAUAAAUCCAAUUUAUGUGCCAGCAUUGAAAAUUUGUUUCGAACUGCCUGGCAGUUGUGGCAUGAUUGGCGGUCGCCCAAAUCAAGCGCUUUACUUUGUUGGCUAUGUGGACGAUGAAGUGUUGUACCUAGAUCCGCAUACCACACAGCGCUCGGGCUCAGUGGGACAAAAGACUACACAGGAUGAGAUUGAUUUCGAUGCCACAUUUCAUCAACGAUAUGCUGGACGUAUUGGCUUCCAACAGAUGGACCCCUCAAUGGCGAUGUGCUUUCUUUGCAAAUCUCGCCUGAGUUUCGAAGUUCUCCUGGAUAACCUACGUACUAAAGUUUUGGCUGCCUGCACACAACCGCUGCUCGAGAUUACAAAGUCGCGCUCAGCGGAAUGGGUAUCGACCCCGUCGGCAGGUAUUGAGUCAAAUUUUACUACAAUAAAUACGGUGGGUUUGGUUAACUGUAACACGUCUACAACCUCAGCCACGGCCGCCUCCAGUGAUGCUACCAAUAGCAACACACCGCGCACAACUAUCGCGAAAUCUUUGGGCACUUCUGCACGUGCUACAUGCGCAGCAGCAGAGGCGGCAGCAGCCCUAGAAAAUUAUAAGAAUCGUUGCUAUCGUACGCUAAGCUCUUGUGAUUCUGAAGACUUUGAAAACGUAAAUCACAUACACGCAACCAGUUUGACGCGCAAUGGCCGCGAUGUUGACCCUGACGGCGACUCGGAUGAAGAUUUCGAGAUAAUUUCAUAGUCUAAGGAAAAUCGUUAUACUAAAUAGAAGCAAAACGAAUCUUAAAAGUGUCUUUUUCUAUAAAAAAAAUAACAGUAGUUUGUACUGUAUGAAAUACAAUGCAAGAGAAAGACAGCAUUUUAAUUUAUAUAUGUAAUUAAUUUUUAUAAUUUGCAAUACUGUUAGUAAUAUCCUUUUGAUACACUAUAUAAAAGCACACACUUAACAAUGUAAAUAUACAGCUCCUUAUACAUAUACAUAUAUGUACAUAUGUAU
Bactrocera dorsalis (oriental fruit fly) is the source of this 2237-nucleotide messenger RNA. It is a transcript of the gene Atg4a, whose product is annotated as cysteine protease ATG4B. Lineage: Eukaryota; Metazoa; Arthropoda; Insecta; Diptera; Tephritidae. The coding region runs from base 588 to 1982 and encodes 464 amino acids. The record is from RefSeq and is a predicted model, not a curated record. The transcript is spliced from 7 exons. Gene Ontology annotation, molecular function: protein-phosphatidylethanolamide deconjugating activity.